UCGCUCGUAUAAAGCCUAUCCUGAACGCCGCUUCUUGUUCUUCCAUACUUCCUCGGCUGGAGCUGAAUCUAGGGUUUCGGGGUGACAAUGGGGAAGGGAACAGGAAGCUUUGGUAAGAGGAGAAAUAAGACCCACACUCUCUGUGUGAGAUGUGGCCGUCGCAGCUUUCAUCUCCAGAAGAGUCGCUGUGCGGCAUGUGCUUACCCCGCUGCUCGCAAGAGGAAAUAUAACUGGAGCGUGAAGGCAAUCCGUAGAAAGACCACAGGAAGUGGACGGAUGAGGUACUUGCGUAACGUGCCUCGAAGGUUCAAGAGCGGUUUCAGAGAGGGUACUCAAGCCGCACCCAGGAAGAAGGGAGCCGCCGCCGCCACAGCUUAAGUCUCCGGUAGAUCGUUGUUUUCUAAAUCUGGUUAAUUAAUUAUAGGGUUUUGAGGUUUUUAUUGUGGGGGCAAGCAUUUGGACAAUUAUUAACAGUUUCUAUGGCCUCAUUACGUCUGUCAUUUUUGUCUCGAGUAAUAUGUAGUUGCUUUCAUUUAAAUGAGAAGACUGUAAGACUAUUUGGUUGUUUACUGAGAGUUUAUGGCGUCUAUAAUUUUGGUUUUACAUUUAA
Neltuma alba is the source of this 610-nucleotide messenger RNA. RefSeq names its product 60S ribosomal protein L37-3. Gene Ontology annotation, cellular component: ribosome; cytosolic large ribosomal subunit. The record is from RefSeq and is a predicted model, not a curated record. Gene Ontology annotation, biological process: translation. Bases 88 to 378 code for a protein of 96 amino acids. The transcript is spliced from 4 exons. NCBI's taxonomy places the organism in Eukaryota, Viridiplantae, Streptophyta, Magnoliopsida, Fabales, Fabaceae. Gene Ontology annotation, molecular function: RNA binding; structural constituent of ribosome.